Messenger RNA from Belonocnema kinseyi, 494 nucleotides. RefSeq names its product cysteine-rich DPF motif domain-containing protein 1. The transcript has a single exon. The record is from RefSeq and is a predicted model, not a curated record. The coding region runs from base 8 to 439 and encodes 143 amino acids. NCBI's taxonomy places the organism in Eukaryota, Metazoa, Arthropoda, Insecta, Hymenoptera, Cynipidae.
UUCUAGGAUGGAAGGCGUUCCGGGCAGUUCGAAAAUGCAACCCGAAAUAUUUCAUAAAAAACCGGAGGAAUCGAGAGAAGAAAGGAAACGAGCGAAAGGAGAAUCGAAAUCUGAAACUAGAGGAACUUUUGCGUGUGGUUUUUGUCCUUUGAAUGAACAUUUUGACUACAAGGGGACAAAACCUCCCUUUGCGAGACAACUUCUCUAUUUGGAAGACUGUUACAUAAUGAAAGAUCCUUUCAGUCCCUUAAAUCAAGGAGAAACUCUAGUUUUGGGCGCAGAUUGUAGUUUUUGUAAAACAGCGGUCUGCUUGGGUUGUAGUAUAUUUUAUACUAAACGUUUUUGCAAAAAAUGUGCCCUUGCACAUAUUAAGGAUUUACCUAAGCAGUUGCAUAAAAAAAUUAUAGAUCUCUCAAAAGAUGAAAAAGAUGUUACAUAGUUUUAUUCUCUAUUUUGUAAUUUAAUCUUCGUGUAAAUAAAGUAUAAUUUAAAAA